This is a messenger RNA of Parasteatoda tepidariorum (common house spider), 1989 nucleotides long. RefSeq names its product Pre-mRNA-splicing factor Slu7 (gene Slu7). The record is from RefSeq and is a predicted model, not a curated record. Gene Ontology annotation, molecular function: pre-mRNA 3'-splice site binding. NCBI's taxonomy places the organism in Eukaryota, Metazoa, Arthropoda, Arachnida, Araneae, Theridiidae. Gene Ontology annotation, cellular component: spliceosomal complex. Gene Ontology annotation, biological process: mRNA splicing, via spliceosome.
AACCUGCGUUUGCGUUAUUCCGUAUUUCCAAGAAAAAUGUUCCUUAAAGAAAAUAUGGAUUAAAUAAGAUCGAAUGAAACGAAGAACAAGUGUAAUUUAAAAUUCGGUCGCACAAGAAUAGGCAGUUCGAAUCGUACUCUCUAGCGCAAAAUAAACACAGAACAAUGAAUUCUGUCAGUAGACCUGUAUCAGAGAUACUCAAGAAUAAAGAUAUCGAUGAGCCUAAAAAACGAAGUAGAGAAGAUUGGCGUAAAGCAAAAGAGUUAGAAGAAGCCAGAAAAGCUGGUAAUGCUCCUGCUGCUGUGGAUGAAGAUGGAAAGGAUAUUAAUCCUCAUCUACCACAGUAUAUUUCUUCUGCUCCAUGGUAUUUUGGUGCGAAAACUGCAACUUUGAAACACCAAAGGCCCCAACCUGAUCGACAGAAAGAUUUCAGUCAAAUUAGUGAUGAAUAUGUACGAGGAUUAAAGGGUUCAAUUUGUGUCCGCUAUCGCCCUGGUGCAUGUGAGAACUGUGGUGCAAUGACACACACGAAAAAAGAUUGCUUAGAGCGACCCAGAAAAGUUGGUGCUAAAUAUUCGCAAAGUGAUUUUGCACCGGAUGAGACAGUACUUCCAAAUCUCAUGCUAGAUUAUGACGGUAAAAGGGACCGUUGGAGUGGUUACGACCCAAGCAACUACCACAAUAUUGUUGAGGAAUUUUCUAAAAUUGAAGAGGCUAAGCGUCAUUUAAAAGAAGAGAAACUAAAGCAAGAUUAUUUAUCAGAUGAAACUAACUUAGCUAAAGAACAGACAAAAGAUGCUGAUAUUGAUGACGAUGAUGAUGAGGAGAAGUAUGCAGACCAUGCUGAUAUGCCAGGUACAAAAGUAGACAGCAAACAAAGAAUUACGGUCAGAAAUCUUAGAAUUCGAGAAGAUACUGCUAAAUAUCUCCGAAAUCUAGAUCCUAACUCUGCAUAUUAUGAUCCCAAGACGAGAGCAAUGAGAGAUAACCCUUACAAAACCACUGGAAAAGAUGCUACAGAGUUAGCUUAUGCUGGUGAUAACUUUGUUCGUUAUACGGGAGAUACUUCAAAGCAUAGUCAGACACAAUCUUUUGCAUGGCAAGCCUAUGAGAAAGGAGUGGAAGUGAACUUGCUGGCAGAACCCACAAAGGCAGAACUUCUUCAUCAAGAAUUCAAAGUGAAGAAGGGAGAAGUGAAGGACAACAUUAAGAACAGCAUCAUUGAUACUUAUGGGGGAGAAGAAUAUUUGGAAGCUCCACCAAAACAAUUGAUAUUCUCUCAAUCUGAAGACUAUGUGGAGUACUCAAGGCAAGGAAAUGUUAUUAAAGGAGAUGAAAAACCUGUCAUCAGGUCUAAAUAUGAGGAAGAUGUUCACAUUAAUAAUCAUACUGCUGUUUUUGGAUCGUAUUGGCAAGAUUUCCAGUGGGGUUACAAAUGCUGCCAUUCUUUUAUUAAGAAUUCAUAUUGCACUGGACUUGCGGGGAAAGAAGCUUUUAAAGAAGUAUCAUCUAUAUCUUUGUUGACAGAAAAAUUGGCCAAACCAGUCGCAAGUAAUCCAGAACCAGCACACAACUCAGAAGAUUCGACUCAAGAGGAUCAAAUAAAGAAAAAGAAACACAAGAAAGAUAAGAAGAAAAAAAAGAAGAAGAAGCACCAUUCUUCGAGCAGCGAAGAUGAUUCUGAAGCAGAGAAAGAUAAGAAAUUGAAAAAGGCUCUGAAGGCUGAAGAAGAAUCUCAACAAAAUGCUGACAGGCUGUUAGCCAUGGAUGAAAGGAAGCGUCCAUACAACAGCAUGUAUGAAGCAAAGGCUCCUACAGAGGAAGAAAUGGAAGCGUAUUUCAUUAAACGUAAACGUGCGGAAGACCCAAUGGUUGGAUUUUUAUAAAAACAUUCAAAUUUGUUUUUCUUUGUCAAAUAUAUGUUUAGUAAUCUUUUUGACAAAAUUUUGUAUAUAUCUUAUUUGCUAAUAAAUGUUAAGUUUUAUUUAA